Molecule: messenger RNA, 647 nt
Organism: Ceraceosorus guamensis
Lineage: Eukaryota; Fungi; Basidiomycota; Exobasidiomycetes; Ceraceosorales; Ceraceosoraceae
Exons: 2
Coding region: 143-565 (140 amino acids)
Source: RefSeq, a predicted model, not a curated record
CUGAGAUAGGCGUGCAUCGCGAGUGUAUCGUAACGCAACAACAGGGUCGGCCUGGCUAUAGGCCGUAUAGCUCCAAUCGUGGCGCAAGCAUGAAGGACCAGCACAGUCAUGAUUCACCGCGGGCUUCGUCAGCAGCCCAACGAUGCCCCACCUUUCGCGCAAAGUGAAACACGUCGCGCCGAUGCUCCAUAUAUCUGCUGCAGUUGGGCUGCUGCUGCUGCUGCUGCUAUCUAUCUCACGAAUCUCACGACCAUUAUGGCGCGUCGUCAUGCGCGGUCGUGCUGCGUGUCCGCUAGUCCGAGCGCUCCCUCACAUCCAUCCACGCAAUCCGUCGAGAGCUCCCUGCAUAGCUCCUUUCAUCCAUCCCACCAAUCCAUGUUUCAGGCGCUUGUUGUCCUGCCUCGAUGAUCAAGCGCCAGCAGUCAAGCCCUGCUGGACGCAAGAUGCUGGAAGAAAGACUCGACUUGGGCAGACCAGCCUAGCCAGAAAGAAUCAAGAUCGGGAAAGAAGCUCGAGUCGGGCUGCGCAUAUACCUCUUAUUCACGAUGUGACCCGCUGCUAUUAAAGGGUAGGCACUGUCUCUCAGAACCCCGAGCCCCUGCUUCCGUCGUGCCUCUUCAGCGUUCGAGAGACGACUACCCCUAUCC